AUGAGCAAACGAAAUAGACACAAUUUUCCAUUAAUUCCGGAGAAGGAAAUAUUCAAUAAUAACACUCAAGCAAAAAAGAAAAAACUUGUACUCCAUGAACAACGAGAAGAAAUAUUUUCAGAUGAUAUUUGUUUUGAAAUAAUUUCCAUGAUUGAUGAUUCGUGGUUUAUUUUAAAUAAUUGUACUUUAAUUUCAAAACAAUUCUUUAAUGUGAUCCGAGAACGUUCUAAACUUGUUAUUCAAUUUAAAAAAAAAUUUACAGAGAAAAGAAUUGAAUUAUUCAUGAAAAGUCAAUUCAUGAAUAGUAUUGCUAAUGUUAAAUUUUCCGUUUACUCCUUAGACAAUGCCAAAUUCAUAAGUGAAAUGAAACAAUUGACAUCACUUGGUAUUGCUGAAAAUCGAAUUGGUGAUGAAGGAGUUAAAUUCAUAAGUGAAAUGAAACAAUUAACUUUACUUGAUAUAUGUUGCAAUGAAAUUGGUGUUGAAGGAGCCACGUCAAUAAGUGAAAUGAAGCAAUUAACAUCACUUAAUAUUUCUGGCAAUCGAAUUGGUGAUGAAGGAGCUAAACUCAUCAGUGAAAUGAAGCAAUUAACAUUACUUAAUAUUGCUGACAACCGAAUUUGUGUAGAAGGUGCAAAAUCAAUAAGUGAAAUGAAACAGUUAACAUCACUUAGUAUUUCUGACAACGAAAUUGGUGUAGUAGGAGCAAAAUUAAUAAGUGAAAUGAAUCAAUUAACAUUACUUAAUAUUUCUAACAACGAAAUUGGUGAUGAAGGAGCCAAAUUCAUCAGUGAAAUGAAACAAUUGAUAUCGCUUGAUAUUUCUAACAAUCUAAUUGAUAUAGAAGGUGCAAAAUCAAUAAGUGAAAUGAAACAGUUAACAUCACUUGAGAUUUAUUACAAUGAAAUUGGUGAUGAAGGAGUCAAAUUCAUAAGUAAAAUGGAACAGUUAACAUCGCUUGAUAUUUCUGGAAAUCAAAUUGGUGUAGGAGGAGCUAAAUCAAUAAGUGAGAUGAAACAAUUGACAUUUCUUCAAAUAUUUUCCAAUCGAAUUGGUGAUGAGGGAGCAAAUUCAAUAAGUGAAAUGAAGCAAUUAACAUCACUUAAUAUUUAUUACAAUCAAAUUGGUGAUGAAGGAGUCAAAUUCAUAAGUGAAAUGGAACAAUUAACAUCACUUGAUAUUGGUGGAAAUCAAAUUGGUGUAGGAGGAGCUAAAUCAAUAAGUGAGAUGAAACAAUUGACAUUUCUUCAAAUAUUUUCCAAUCGAAUUGGUGAUGAGGGAGUCAAAUUCAUAAGUGAAAUGAAGCAAUUAACAUCACUUAAUAUUUCUGGCAAUCGAAUUGGUGAUGAAGGAGCCAAGUCAAUAAGUGAAAUGAAGCAAUUAACAUUACUUUACAUUUCUAGCAACGAAAUUGGUGAUGAAGGAGUCAAAUUCAUAAGUGAAAUGAAACAAUUAACUUUACUUCAAAUAUAUUCCAAUCGAAUUGGUGAUGAGGGAGUCAAAUCAAUAAGUGAAAUGAAGCAAUUAACAUCACUUAAUAUUUCUGGCAAUCGAAUUGGUGAUGAAGGAGUCAAGUCAAUAAGUGAAAUGAAGCAAUUAACAUCACUUAAUAUUUCUAACAAUCGAAUUGGUGAUGAAGGAGUCAAAUUAUUAACAUCACUUAAUAUUGUCUUAUUUUAA
Messenger RNA from Naegleria gruberi, 1680 nucleotides. RefSeq lists its product as uncharacterized. The coding region runs from base 1 to 1680 and encodes 559 amino acids. Gene Ontology annotation, molecular function: GTPase activator activity; small GTPase binding. Gene Ontology annotation, biological process: nucleocytoplasmic transport; activation of GTPase activity. Lineage: Eukaryota; Heterolobosea; Eutetramitea; Acrasida; Naegleriidae. The record is from RefSeq and is a predicted model, not a curated record. The transcript has a single exon. Gene Ontology annotation, cellular component: perinuclear region of cytoplasm; nucleus; cytosol.